Molecule: messenger RNA, 2481 nt
Organism: Penaeus vannamei (Pacific white shrimp)
Lineage: Eukaryota; Metazoa; Arthropoda; Malacostraca; Decapoda; Penaeidae
Source: RefSeq, a predicted model, not a curated record
UCGCGCCGGUGGAGGCAGGCAGGCUCGGUGUGUGGAAGGUCCCAUCGCGCAUUGCCUCCCCGAGACUUUAUACCGACGGGUGCCGUGUGUGUGCGCGCUCUGGCUCGCUCGUGUCGCUUCUUGGACUUCCUUCGCCUCAUUUGUUCUUUCCGCUCCCGGUGUUCCCCUUCCUCGUUUUCUUGUGCAGGGAUAUUUGUUGGAUUUCGCCCAACCGAGUGUGUCUCAGUGACUUGAGUGAUUUUUGCACGCCGAUGCGAUGUUCUCUCUCGCUGGGUGUUCGCUGGCCCCUUUGCGGCGCUAGUGACCGAGGCUUCCAGAUAGGCUGGGGGAAGCUGCAGGCUCUCGAACCCACAUGCGCAACUCCACCAACACAUACUUAGUGAACUUGGCCGUCGCCGACUUACUGGUGACCUUCGGGUGCAUGUGGGUGCACAUCAUCCGUCACCUCUCCCAUCCCAACUAUGUGCUGCCGGCCAUCAUGUGCAAGGUGGAUAGUUUCAUGCAAGCUACCACAGUGGUUCCCCGUCAUGGAGUUCUGCGCUUACUUCGUCGCCUACUCCAACUCAGCGCUCAAUCCCAUCAUCUACUGUGGCUUCAACGCGAGCUUCCGCCAGGGCCUCGUGUCACUCGUCACCUGCCGGCACUCGUCGUCCAGCAUCAUAUCUUACGGGCCCUCAACGGGCCGAUGGACCAUCAGCCAAGACCGAAACGAGAGCUCAGAAGGACACUGGAAAGGCAUGACUGCUGGCACCAGGGAAACCACUGUCGCUUGCUCGGGACCGGAGCCUGCUGUUCUGCUGGAGUUUAGCUCGCUUAGAAGAAGCAGGAUGGUACACAAGGCGGCCCAGCCUGUGCAGGAGUCUGACCGCCUUGUCGUCGCGACCUCGAACAAGAAUCUACGUGGCACAGUGACCUCUGACCUUACGUGUAAGAAGUGUUACAUGGGGGUCAACCUACAGCAGACGGACUCUCAGCUGACCCUCAACAACCACGGCACAACCACGACCACCUCCUUCAUCUACGACAACCACCACGAGUCCCCGAAGUCGUCCCACUCCGGCCGCAACUGCAGGAGAUUGGACGUCCAGGUCUCGAACUCUUCCAGUAAUAGUGGGACGGCGACAGUGACCACCGUCUGCGGCUGCUGCAAGAGGAAGUUCGUGGACGACGACAUGUACGACCUCAAGGUGGUCAAGGCAACAGCUGACAUGGAUACGAAAGGUGAAAUGCUGUGAAAGAGAAAGUCAGACCAGGCUUGAGAUAAAUUCUCGACAAAUUAUUAUGUCAGUAAAUUAUGUUAGUGUACGUACUGGCCGAAAAAGAAAUAUUCUGAUUAUUUUAAAAAACAGUAUUGAUAAUUGAUGGUAAAAAGACUAAUGAGCGAAAUUAUUUCUUUAAGUGAGUCACUUUGGUGUUCAUGAUCUAUUUUCUUGUUGUGACGCUUGUAUGUUACGUGUAUUUUACAUGGUAAGGUCACGUGUUCAACAUGUUUAUCGAUAUAUUUGUGGUUAUUCCGAUAUGAACUAUUACGCUUUGUGAGCCACGCUGUCGCACCGGCAGAUGGGGAAAUUCCUCUUCGAAAUCCACGUAUUUCCAAGAUGCAUCUCCAAGCAUUUACCUCUUCCUCUUCUUUUAUGGAAUUAUAAGAAAAGAAAAAAAACGGAUUCAUUUGUUCUCUCUCUUUUCAUGAUAACCCUUUUUCCAAACGUCAUAUCACUGACUUUCUACUUGAAUAUGAUGUUCAAGGGUUAUAUUAUACAACUUCAUAUCAUGGCGUUGGAAAGGACGCUAAGAAAUAUCAUAGUAUUACCCUUUGAUAAAAAGUCACAUAUCCACACCUAGAAUGAAGGACAUUGUUUCAUAACCUCUGAGAGAGAGAGAGAGAGAGAGAGAGAGAGAGAGAGAGAGAGAGAGAGAGAGAGAGAGAGAGAGAGAGAGAGAGAGAGAGAGAAUCAUACAGAAACCGAAUGGACAUUCAGUGUAUAUCGCGCAGUGUCGUGUGAUAUUUUCAUUUGGUGUAGUAACACUUUCUAGUAUGCUGCGCAAAACCCAACAUGGUACGGGGGAAUCCAUGAGGCGUAUUGCUCAGUAUAGUACAAAGACUGCAAGUUUACACUGUAUCUCCACUGAGAAGUAAACAUAAGAAUGACUUUGCUCUAUUACCAGCUCUAUGUGUGUGUCAAUUACAACUGUGUGUAUGAAUGGGUUUCUACUUUGCUCACUGUUCAAAUAAUGUAAGUAUUUGAUUAUUUUUAAUGUUUUUUUUUCUAUGAUAUGUAUACAUAUGCACAUAUACAUGUAUAUUGGUAUAUCUAUACAUAUGUACAUAAAUACACAUAUACAUAUUUAGAAUAAAAUAUAAGUGGUUAAACACACGUAAAUAUGUAAUUUUUGUCUACCUACCUAAAUAUUUACACACACAAACACAUAUAUUUGUACAUAUAUAUACGUGCAUAUAUAUAAAUACACACACAUAUAUAU